CCUAAGGUGUUUUUGCCUUUUUCAGUUUUUCUUCGAUGAUGUCCAUUUUUUAUUGAUCUUGACUUUCGAGCACAUUUGUUAGAACGUUUAGUACCAUUUUAUUAACCAGUAAAAUGUUGUUGGGAUCCAAGUCAUGGAAGAAAAUCAUUAGCACAUCCAUUCUAUCUUGUUGAUGAAUACGCAAUCUUGAGUUUUAGAAUAUUCCGUCCUGACACGGUUCGACCAUCGAUGAUUCCAUCUCGAUCCUACCAUGUACUGGAUGCCUUUUUGCAGUUACAGUUCUUGUUGAAGAUCUCGGAUUCUCGGUUAUUUUAAGAAAAUUUUGUGCUGUCGCUGAUUCCUGCUAGACUGUUUGAUCCUCCGCGGAAUUGUUCGUUCUUCGUCGGAGGCGCCUUCAGAAUGGGACGUGUUGGUGCUUUUGCUGUGCUGCCUGCGCUCCUGCUUCUGGCUGCUGUGGAGACCCUUUCAAGCCAAAACUCUGAUAGAUUUUCCGAAGAACUCUUUGUCUCUCCUCUCAGUACAGGGCACGUGUAUCUGCAUUUCAAGUUUUCCAUCAGCACGCCUUUACGGAGUAAAUAUGUCCACAUGGACUACUUCCCUAAAUCCGUUAUUGAUAUCGUCCAAGCGCACAACGUGCGUGAGCUGCAUGUACGUCUGACACAAGGUGCAUUUCGGCAUGAAAAAUGGGGAUAUCCCAUUCUGUCGGCGCCUUCCGGAGCUGAAGUGUGGGCCUGGUUCCAGGACGAUGCGUCCAGUAUUGCGGAUAAGUGGCGGGGAUUGACAAAUUCACUGGCUGGAUUAUUAUGCGCCACCUUUAACGAUAUUAGCAGUGUGAACUCGAUUUCGCCGCAGUGGAACUUCCGGCCCGAAGGUUUGGUAGACUCGUCACGAUCCGUUAAUACCAGCUUACUUCGCUACAGUAUGCUACCGCGAGAAAAUCUGUGCACGGAGAACCUAACACCCUGGAAGAAACUUUUGCCGUGCUACGAUCGUGCUGGAUUGGCCAAACUGCUCAACGCCGUCAAAUUGUUAUCCGCUCAUUAUUUCAACAUUGCUUUUGACGUUAAACCGGUGUGCGGGGAUCCUGAAUGCCAUGAACAACGAUUGCAGCUGGAGGUUUCUGCCACGGCUGCUGUUCUGCCGGGCAGCAUCGAAGACGAAGACAAACUUAAUUGGUCAUUACGGGAUCUACUGGAGAUCGACGUGGAUUCCGGUUGCCCACUGGCCACCCACUCCUUGGUGUACGUUAACCAGUCCAUGAAAAGUCGUGGGAUGGUGUUCUAUCCCGCUCCCACGUAUUUCACCGUGGCCCAUGAAGAAGACAUUGCUGUGUACGAUCUGCGCAACACCAUUACCUUCCCGAAACCGCAGCGAAACAUCGGCGGCAAGAGUUCCCAUGCGAUGGAUUACACGCACACCCAGUCGCCCUUUUUGGAGGUGCAUCGCUAUGUGUCCGGCGUCGGUCAACAGUACGGUGGAAUCAAAUGCUUGAUGAAAAACAAUAAUCCGGACGUGCCGGUGACGGUGUCGUACAUGGAAAUUGUGCCAUGGUUUCUGAGAUUGUAUUUCCAUACAAUCCGGUUGCAAGAUCUGGAAAAAGGCACACCGGUUCCCAUAACCCGCCAGCACUUCGUCCUGGCCCGUGACCGUCAACUCCCUCAUCACAUCGAACUCCUCUUUACUAUCCCGCCGGCCACCACCGUCGAGCUCUCCGUCGAAUUCGACUACACUUUACUGAAGUGGACGGAAUACCCUCCGGAUGCCAAUCACGGUUUUCACAUUCCGCCGGCCGUCAUCAGCGCCCGUCUAGCCGACUGCCAAGACUUCCAGUUCCCCAAGAACUUCACACAACUCCGCUCUACUGAGAAUGCCUGCUUUUUGCGCUUGUAUACCAAGGCGCUGCUGGUGAGUCUGCCCACACCGGAUUUCAGUAUGCCGUACAAUGUCAUCUGUAUGACGUGUACGGUGCUGGCGCUGGCGUUCGGCCCGAUCCAUGCCAUCACCACCAAACGCUUUGUGGUCUUCGAUCCGCAGAAACACGCCCCUCCGCUGAAGAGGCUGAAAACGGUGGUGGCCGGGGUGAUGGAGCGCGUGAAGGGGCGAUUGCGACGGUGGCGAGGGAAGAAUGAGGAGCACAAGGAAUGAGGAAUAAGUCUUCCUAGAUCUCGGGUGAUAUAUUUUGUAGUGAUUGUUUUUUUUCCUACGCGGUAAAACUGCUUGGAGUGCGCGCUGUUGAUCUUUGUAGUCGUUCAUCGUAUCCGUUGUUGAUUGUUUGGGAUACGUGAAAGGUCGGGUUUUUAAAACUUUCUGCUUAAUAUCUGAAAGUAUGUUGACGCUGAUCUGACAUUUGGCUUUCGGGAGCGAGUGUCCAGCUGUUUAUUGUCGAGGUAUCUUUAAUGAUAAUUAAACUGGAAUUUUGUUUUUA
Messenger RNA from Paramacrobiotus metropolitanus, 2425 nucleotides. Its product is annotated as GPI transamidase component PIG-T-like. Lineage: Eukaryota; Metazoa; Tardigrada; Eutardigrada; Parachela; Macrobiotidae. Gene Ontology annotation, cellular component: GPI-anchor transamidase complex. The transcript is spliced from 6 exons. Gene Ontology annotation, biological process: attachment of GPI anchor to protein. Bases 400 to 2145 code for a protein of 581 amino acids. The record is from RefSeq and is a predicted model, not a curated record.